GCCGGGCCCAGGUAGCGCUGCCCCGCGGCGGUGCCAGCCGGGAGCUGCACGGCCCGCGGGAUGAGGUGCUGCCGCCUCUGCGUCUUUGACGCCGCCCGAGGGCCUCGGCGGCUGAUGCGCGUGGGCCUGGCGCUGAUCCUGGUGGGCCAUGUGAACCUGCUGCUGGGAGCCGUGGUGCACGGCACAGUCCUGCGGCACGUGGCCAACCCCCGCGGCGCCGUCACGCCGGAGUACACCACGGCCAAUGUCAUCUCCGUGGGCUCGGGGCUGCUGAGCGUUUCCGUGGGUCUCGCGGCCCUUCUGGCAUCCAGGAACCUUCUUCACCCAGGACUGCACUGGGCCCUGCUGGCACUGGCUUUGGCGAACCUGCUCUUGUCUGCUGCCUGCUCCUUGGGCCUCCUCCUGGCUGUGUCACUCACUGUGGCAAACGGUGGCCGCCGUCUUAUUGCUGACUGCCAUCCAGGACUGCUGGAUCCUUCCAUACCACUGGACCAGGGACCCGGACACACCAACUGCUUCUUUGACCCCACAAGAAUCUAUGAUACAGCCUUGGCCCUUUGGAUCCCUUCUCUGCUCAUGUCUGCAGCAGAGGCUGCUCUCUCUGGUUACUGCUGUGUGGCUGCACUCACCCUUCGUGGGGUUGGGCCCUGUGGGAAGGAAGGGUUUCAGGAACAGCUGGAGGAACUGACAGAACUCGAACCUCCUAAAUGUAAAAGGCAGGAAAAUGUUCAACUGCUGGAUCAACAUCAAGAAUUACAGGCAUCAGAGAAAACCUGGGUUUAGGACAGAUGGUUCUUCCUUUAUCAGGCAGGUGCCAAUCUGAGGCCCAGUCCACACGUAUUUCCCACUAAGCGAGGAGCUCUUGAGCCCAGGAUGAUAUAAAUAACUAAUAAAAGAGCUUAUCUUUUAUUCUA
This is a messenger RNA of Perognathus longimembris pacificus (Pacific pocket mouse), 914 nucleotides long. It is a transcript of the gene Krtcap3, whose product is annotated as keratinocyte associated protein 3. The transcript has 7 exons. NCBI's taxonomy places the organism in Eukaryota, Metazoa, Chordata, Mammalia, Rodentia, Heteromyidae. The record is from RefSeq and is a predicted model, not a curated record. The coding region runs from base 61 to 783 and encodes 240 amino acids.